GUAAGACUCUUGCUGCAAGUUAAUAGUCUCGAUUGUAUUCAUGCCCGGAAUCUCCCACAAAACACUCGCAGCAUUAUCGUCCCACUCUCCCCAAUCAUCCCUAACUUUCGGAUUGAGUGGCACCAUACUCUUCAUCUGUUAAGGUAAACCAGACAAUUCACAUGGCAAGUGAGCAAGAUUCUGACGUAUUAGAUGCAUUACAUCCAUUACGGAAUCGGUUGUCUUCUUUCCCUCCUCCUGACUGGGGCCAAAGGGCACGAAGACAAACUCUUCACAAGAAGGCCCGCAUUCGCCGCUUAUCCCUACCCUACAUUUUUCAUUGAAUGCCCAGAACUCGGCGCGUCAGGUUCGCGCAUGGAUAUCGCACACGCCUACAACGGUAGCGGAUAUUUCCCAGAGCUGCGAUGGCCCAUCACCACGGCAGACACGCAGGAAUACGUUCUGGUGUGCGAAGACCCCGACGAACCUCUGGCCGCACCAGUUAUCCAUGGACUUUACUAUGGAAUCCCGCCAGUAUUCACCGGUUUGCACCGUUCCGACUUCGUUGAAGCGGACUCCAGGAACGAUCCUUAUCGUCUUCGCGGUGGGUUCAAGUAUGGGGCAAACAGCGGAGGAGGGGUCUAUCUGGCGCCCCAACCAGCUCGGGGCCAGGGCCCUCACCGAUAUUUCUUCGAGCUCAUCGCGCUUAACCAUACUAUCGACCAAAGCAAACUCAGCCCUAUGGCGACUUUUGACGAAAUUGCGCGAGAGAUCGAAGGCAAGAUUAUCGGAUGGGCGUCCCUAUAUGACUAUUCUGAGACCUUUGCGAGGUCAUCAGUUUGA
This is a messenger RNA of Aspergillus pseudotamarii, 822 nucleotides long. Its product is annotated as YbhB/YbcL family Raf kinase inhibitor-like protein. NCBI's taxonomy places the organism in Eukaryota, Fungi, Ascomycota, Eurotiomycetes, Eurotiales, Aspergillaceae. The transcript is spliced from 2 exons. Bases 193 to 822 code for a protein of 209 amino acids. The record is from RefSeq and is a predicted model, not a curated record.